AUGAUGGACGUUAACAGCAGCGGCCGCCCCGACCUCUACGGCCACCUCCGCUCCUUCCUCCUGCCGGAGGUGGGGCGCGGGCUGCCCGACCUGAGCCCCGACGGUGGCGCCGAGCCCGGCCCGGGCUCCUGGGCGCCGCACCUGCUGAGCGGCGUGUCGGAGGGCACGGCCAGCCCCGCGCCCACCUGGGACGCGCCCCCGGACAAUGUCUCGGGCUGCGGGGAGCAGAUCAACUACGGCAGAGCCGAGAAAGUUGUGAUCGGCUCCAUCCUGACGCUCAUCACGCUGCUGACGAUCGCGGGCAACUGCCUGGUGGUGAUCUCCGUGUGCUUCGUCAAGAAGCUCCGCCAGCCCUCCAACUACCUGAUCGUGUCCCUGGCGCUGGCCGACCUCUCGGUGGCCGUGGCGGUCAUGCCCUUCGUCAGCGUCACCGACCUCAUCGGCGGCAAGUGGAUUUUUGGCCACUUCUUCUGCAACGUCUUCAUUGCCAUGGAUGUCAUGUGCUGCACGGCCUCGAUCAUGACCCUGUGCGUGAUCAGCAUAGACAGGUACCUUGGGAUCACCAGGCCCCUCACCUACCCUGUGAGGCAGAAUGGCAGGUGCAUGGCCAAAAUGAUUCUGUCCGUGUGGCUCCUGUCGGCCUCCAUCACCUUGCCGCCGCUCUUCGGCUGGGCCCAGAAUGUGAACGACGACAAGGUGUGCCUGAUCAGCCAGGACUUCGGCUACACCAUCUACUCCACCGCCGUGGCGUUCUACAUCCCCAUGUCGGUCAUGCUGUUCAUGUACUACCAGAUCUACAAGGCGGCCCGCCGCAGCGCGGCCAAGCACAAGUUCCCGGGCUUCCCGCGCGCGCAGCCCGACAGCGCCGCCUCGCUGAACGGCAUGGUGCGGCUGCAGAAGGAGGUGGAGGAGUGUGCCAACCUCUCCAGACUCCUCAAACACGAGAGGAAAAACAUCUCCAUCUUCAAGAGGGAGCAGAAGGCAGCCACCACCUUGGGCAUCAUCGUGGGGGCCUUCACCGUGUGCUGGCUGCCCUUCUUCCUGCUCUCCACCGCCAGGCCCUUCAUCUGCGGCACGGCCUGCAGCUGCAUCCCGCUGUGGGUGGAGAGGACAUGCCUGUGGCUGGGCUAUGCAAACUCGCUCAUUAACCCUUUUAUAUAUGCCUUCUUCAACCGGGACCUGAGGACCACCUACCGCAGCCUGCUCCAGUGCCAGUACCGGAAUAUCAACCGGAAGCUCUCGGCCGCAGGCAUGCACGAGGCCCUGAAACUUGCCGAGAGGCCCGAGAGAGCCGAGUGUGUGCUGUAAGACAAAACUCUGACUACUGUAGGAAAAAAGGUCAUGAUUCAUGAUCCGCAGCGGAAUAAUGGAGAUGAAAUAAACAAGGCCAAGCAGGUGGAAAAAAGCGAACAGAAUCAUUUGCUGAGACUGUGACAAGAAUGUGGCCUCUGUCUUCUUGGCAUGGCUAACAUGCACCCAACAGGGUGGUCAGCUGUACAAAGGAAAUCAUGGGGGAGAUGGUGACCUCUCCUUUUUUUCCCCAUGGACCAGUGCUUUUGUGUGCCAAUGAAAACUGUGCUCAGUGUAAGGCAGCACACUCAGAGCUGAGUUCGGGGAGGGAAGCAGUUUCCGGUGCUUUACAUAUGUCCACAUCCAUGCAGGCAGGGGACAGUUCUAACAUACUUCCCAUGCUUCCGAGACCAGGCGUGGUGGUGGACAUUCAGGAAUCACUCACGAAACAGAAUGUAUUCUGUGGUGACAGAAGGGUGUCCUUCUAAGAAAAGUGCAGUAAGCGUGGUGUUGGGUAUGUUGCAUGUCCAUGUUAGAAAACAAAGCCUUGUCAUCAGCUAAUGCAAUCGAUUUCCCAGGGAAGUGUUUGUUUCAAGCUUCUGUCAAUGG
Jaculus jaculus (lesser Egyptian jerboa) is the source of this 1899-nucleotide messenger RNA. RefSeq names its product 5-hydroxytryptamine receptor 7 (gene Htr7). The record is from RefSeq and is a predicted model, not a curated record. The coding region runs from base 1 to 1308 and encodes 435 amino acids. The transcript has 3 exons. Gene Ontology annotation, cellular component: dendrite; plasma membrane. NCBI's taxonomy places the organism in Eukaryota, Metazoa, Chordata, Mammalia, Rodentia, Dipodidae. Gene Ontology annotation, biological process: chemical synaptic transmission; vasoconstriction; smooth muscle contraction. Gene Ontology annotation, molecular function: neurotransmitter receptor activity; G protein-coupled serotonin receptor activity.